Molecule: messenger RNA, 601 nt
Organism: Phalaenopsis equestris
Lineage: Eukaryota; Viridiplantae; Streptophyta; Magnoliopsida; Asparagales; Orchidaceae
Product: tryptophan aminotransferase-related protein 1-like
Exons: 1
Biological process (GO): amino acid metabolic process
Molecular function (GO): carbon-sulfur lyase activity; transaminase activity
Source: RefSeq, a predicted model, not a curated record
AUGCAUGGUCAUGAACAGGGUUACCCCGCAGCAGCAGACUUCCUCAAAUCCACCCUCUACAAAUGGGGCGGCGACGCCAACACAUUCACUCCCCACCCCUCCACCCCUUACAUCGAAGUAAUCUGCUCCCCAAACAACCCCGACGGCCGCUUAAACAACCCGGUCCUCCUCAACCAGAACUCCAACAACAUCCACGACCUCGCCUACUACUGGCCGCAGUACACGCCCAUCACAAAAGCAGCCGACCACGAUAUCAUGCUCUUCACCAUCUCCAAGUGCACCGGCCACGCCGGCUGCCGGCUUGGCUGGGCGCUAGUGAAAGAUGCCGAUUUGGCGAGAAGAAUGGUGAAGUUCGUCGAGCUCGGGACUAUAGGCGUGUCUAAGGACUCCCAGCACCGCGCUGCCGCGAUUCUGAGGGCGGUGUCUAAUGGGUAUGAGAGCGGAGGCGCUUGCAAGCUUUUUCACUUUGGAAGGAAGAUGAUGGCGGAGCGAUGGGAACGGGUUAGAGAAGUCGUUAAGGCGAAGGGCGCGUUUGGAUUGCUGGAGUACCCGCCGCCGAGUUACUGUGGGUUCUUAAGGGAGGAAGCCACACAUUUGCCUG